Messenger RNA from Besnoitia besnoiti, 2223 nucleotides. RefSeq lists its product as uncharacterized. The transcript has 5 exons. The record is from RefSeq and is a predicted model, not a curated record. The coding region runs from base 1 to 2223 and encodes 740 amino acids. Lineage: Eukaryota; Apicomplexa; Conoidasida; Eucoccidiorida; Sarcocystidae.
AUGGAGUAUUCCACAUCCGAAGCGAUGACAGACGUAGUGCAGGGCCUCAUAAGCGAGCGAAAUCGCGCGAUCUUUGAGGCCCGGGCGCGGCAGCAGGAGAGAGCAGUGACGCGAGAUGUUGUGCGGGAGCAGCGGAAUCAGAUUCAGUCCUUGCAGAAGGAACUGAAGCAGCUUUCGCAGAACUUCAGAGAGGUCUGUGCGAGGCGAGAUGCUGCGCAGGCGGAGAAACAAAAGGAAGUGGAGCUGCUGCAGGAGGAGUCGCGCCGCAUCCUCAUUCAAAGCGUGCGAGAGAAGACGGAGUGGCAGGAGAGGGCGCAGCGCGCUGAGGAUGAUAUCCUUCAAGUCACGGAGGAGAAGGAGAGGUUGCGCGACAAGAUCGGCGCGUUCCAGCAGCUCGAGGCGGAUCUGAGGAGCGAGCUGGCGGCCGCCGCACAGACGCAGGAGGCGCUUGCGGCGCAGCUGCAGGAACAGAGCAAAGCGUUUGAGGCCGUUCAGGCGAUCGCCUCCGCCGUUCAAUCCUCGUCCUCUCUCGACGCGCAAGAAGCGCUGAAAGGUGAUCAGGCCGCGCGGAAGCAGCAGGAGGCGCGCAUCUUCGAGCUGGAGAAGCAACUCGUGGAGGUCGCCACGAGGCUCUCUGCAGAGCGAGAGUCCAGCAGACAACUUCUGAAGCAACAGGAGGAUGCCUUCGCGAUGCGCCAGGGCGACUUGCAGAGGCUGCAUCAAAGCGAGAAGGCUGCGCUGACGCAGCAGCUCGAAGCGGCUCUCCAGGAGACCGAGAGAGCGAAACAGGCGGCGGCCGAACUUGCAGAGGCUGCGAAGAAGGAAGUCGAGGCAAAGAAGGAGACCGAUAAGCAGCGCACGCUGGAGGAUUUCCGCAAGAAAAUGAACGAGGAAGGCGCUUCCGCGAGGGCCCAAUUCGAAAAGAAAUUGCACGAAGAGGAGGCGCGGUACCGAAGGGACAUCGACGAACUGCGACAGACGCUUGAGAAGGAGAGGCGAGAGUGGAUCAUGCAGAGCGCGGAAGAAAAGAAACAGGCGAAGCAGGAGCUCAGGCAGACCCUGAGGGCGGAACUCGAGGCUGAGAUCCGCUGCGCCGGAAGCCAGGCGAGUGAGGAGGAGAUCCAGAAAGUACGCAAAGCGGAAACUCAGCUCAAGAUAGAGAACGCGAAGCUCCAGAAGGAGAAGGAGAAGCUCGAGCAGGAAAUCAAGCAAGGGCAGCAGCAGAGGGAGGACGAAUUGAAGAAGGAGCGCCAGACGUUCGAAGAGAAGAUAAACGAGGUGGAGCAGGAGAAGCGACGCCUGCAGAAGCAGCUCGACCUGGUCGCCAAGGGAAAAGAAGACAAGGAUGCGCGCACGGAAUCGCUGCAAAAGCUUGGAGAAAAGAGACGACUCAAAUCACCAGUUGGGGAGCUGCAGCAGGGGACGGAAGCCCAGGACGACGAAGCGCAGGGUGAUGCCUCACAAAACGCCUCGCACCAGGCGGCGGCGAAGCGGCUUCAGGGCGACAGUUCCACAGCGGAGGCGCUGAGGUCGCAGGUGGAAGCUCUCGAAAAACAAAACAGAGCGCUGCAAGAACAAGUCAGCAACCUCGAGCAGGAGGCGAAGACACUUCGAGACGACAAAAGGCAGUUGGAGGAAGACAAACAGACGCUUGAGAAAGAGAAUUUGGCGGUGCAGAGUGAGAAUGCGCGUCUGCUGGAAGAGCUCGGCGAAGACUUAGCGAGCACAACCGCCAGCGACGGCGACGCACAUGCAGCUGGCAAAGCGAAACUGCAGGCCGACAAGCUGAGGGCGGAGCUCGAGACGGCGAAGGCGGAACUGGCAGCGAUGAAAAAGAAGUUGGCGGGAGACCAGGACAAGACGAACACGCCUCAGGAGGGUGGGCACAGCCAGGUGCCCACGGAGGUCUCGACGCUUGGGGGCGAGGAUGAAGACGAAGGCGACCUGUCGAAGAUGGAGAACGAGGAGCUCGUCCGCAGGCUGGAAGCGAAAACUGAGAGAUUCGCAGAAGCCAAGAAAGUCUACGUGGCUCUCGUUGAAAAGCACAACAACCUCGUCCAGAAAUACAACAGGCUCCUUGACGAACGGCAAGCGGGACGCGCGAGCAAGCACUCGACAAUGACGCCUGGGACGGCACCCAAGCCUGAGGAGCAGCAAGCUGAAGAAGAAAGCACGGAGAACACGGGGGAAUCCGAAGGAGGGUUUUUCAGCUUCUUCUGGUAG